GUAACCGCUCGCUUUCUCAUUCCGAUCAUGUCCUCAUAUGAUAAUUUCAUGUCGUCAUCCUUAGGAAAGUUAUAUCUAUUUUUGCCUUUAUUAUAGUAGUUCCUCUCAUUUCCCCCUCCAUAUAUCUAAGUUUCUAUACUCAGAGUUCUCAUCAUGGCUGAGAUGAAACUAGACCUUUUACCAGAAGAUUGUAUUGUUCAAAUCCUCUCAUUCACAUCUCCUCAUGAUGCUGGUCAAUUGUCUUUGGUCUCGACUAUGGUUCGUGAUGCAGCCGUAUCAGACUUGUUAUGGGAGAAUUUUUUGCCAUCUGACUAUCGAGAAAUUAUUUCAAGAUUAGUGUUACCUAUUGCUUUUGCAUCAAAGAAAGAGUUGUUUCUCAAGCUCUUUAAGCCUCUUCUGAUUGAUGGUGGUAGCAAGUCCUUUUCAAUUGAUAGAAGAUCAAGUAAAAAAUGUUAUAUGUUGAGUGCAAGGGAGCUAUCAGUUACUUGGUCCACCAAUCCCCUUUACUGGUGCUGGAAACCCCUCCUGAACUCAAGAUUUCCAGAAGGCGUGGAACUUAUCAUGGUAUGUUGGCUAGAAAUCAAGGGAAAGAUAAACACUCGAAUGUUGUCUCCUCGUACAACAUACGGAGCAUACCUCAUUGUCAACCUCGCUGGUCGUGCUUUCGGCUUAGACUCAUUGCCAUCCGAGGUCUCUGUCAAAGUAGGUGACCACGAAUCUAAAGGAAUCGUAUAUCUACGCCAUAACUAUGCCAACAAUAGGAAACAAGAAUUGGAAAUGAUUCUGAUGAGACACAGGGUCGAGACAUUGAGAUCAAGAGUUGAUAGAGGAGGCCAAGAACGUGCUUUAUGUGAAAGAGAUGAUGGAUGGUUGGAGAUUGAAUUGGGUGAAUUUUAUAGUGAUGGAGUGAAUGAUAAAGAAGUGACAAUGUGCCUUAGAGAAGUUAAAGGUGAGCACCUUAAAGGAGGGCUUAUUGUUGAGGGCAUUGAGCUUAGACCCAAGUAAAAUUAACCAAGGUGUUCCUCUGUUUUUUUGCUCUUUCUUUUCUCUUUUUUGAUUGUGUAGAAAUUAGCUUGUGUAAAUUAUGUUUGCAAAAGAUGCGUUAACGCUAAAGUUUAUGAAUCGGCUAAAUUAGAUAAAUUGUGGCAGCCGAAUUUGCUAAAGACAA
Lycium ferocissimum is the source of this 1168-nucleotide messenger RNA. RefSeq names its product F-box protein PP2-B15-like. NCBI's taxonomy places the organism in Eukaryota, Viridiplantae, Streptophyta, Magnoliopsida, Solanales, Solanaceae. Bases 154 to 1005 code for a protein of 283 amino acids. Gene Ontology annotation, molecular function: protein binding. The transcript has 3 exons. The record is from RefSeq and is a predicted model, not a curated record.